This is a messenger RNA of Aspergillus sclerotioniger CBS 115572, 1185 nucleotides long. RefSeq names its product TMEM53 family protein. The coding region runs from base 147 to 1004 and encodes 285 amino acids. The record is from RefSeq and is a predicted model, not a curated record. The transcript has a single exon. Lineage: Eukaryota; Fungi; Ascomycota; Eurotiomycetes; Eurotiales; Aspergillaceae.
CUGCAAUCAAGCACCUUUCGGAUUAUCAUCACCAGAGAGACAGUGGAUUUGUCAUCGUGCAUCAUGUACCUAACCGAUGUCCCUUCCCCCGGUCAAUAAUUGCGGUCUGUUAAGCUGACAGCUGACUGGAGACACGCAGGUCGAUAAUGCCACCCGGUCUCAAGCGCAUUGCCACACGCACCUGGCUGCUCAACCCCGACAAACCAGUGGCCGGCCAACUGAUCAUCAUCUGCACCUGGCUGGGGGCUUCCCCCAAGCACAUCAGCAAAUACAUCGACAUGCACCAAUCGGUUGCUCCACACGCCCGCAUUCUCCUGAUCGAAUCCGAAGUGUCGAUUCUGGUAAGCAGCUACGCCCGCCAGCGUCGACUGAUCCGACCGGCGGUCGACGUCGUCCUCGAAACCCUAGCAGAGACGGAGAUCGGCUCCAGCAACGCCGCGGCCCGCGUGUUGUUACACACCUUCUCCAAUGGGGGCACCAACACCGCCACUCAAUUGCUGAUCACUCUUCGGGGGAUCAUCUCGCACCCGUUGCCCCUGAUCGGCCUGGUCCUCGACAGCACGCCCGCCAAGGGCACGUACUGGAAAUCCUACAAUGCCAUGGUGUUUUCCCUCCCACCGGCAUCGCGUCUUAUGGGCUCGGUCGUCGUCCACUGUCUUUUGCUUCUCCUCUACACUUGGAUCGCCUGCGGAAACGAGAACCCGGCUGCUCUCAUGCGCCGCACCCUCCUGGACGAGCACACGGUCGCAUCCGCGUCCCAGCGAGGGGAUCACGAUACGGCGGGCUAUGUUUGCUACAUGUAUUCCAAGGAAGAUCGCAUGACUGACUGGACGGAUGUCUGGGACCAUGCUGUGGACGCUCGGGAGAAAGGCUGGUCAGUCAAGCAAGUGCUCUUUCAAGGCACAGGGCAUUGUGCGCAUAUGCCACACGAUCCCAUCCGAUAUACCGAGGCAGUGGAGGAGGCGUGGAAUGCCGUUGACCGAAAGCUAGAGUCGAAGUUAUAGAUAGUUCUAUUGAAUUGGUGUUGCCGUAGGUUCAUCGGCUGAUAUAUAUUUUUGACUAGUACCCGAGGAAUGUUGGAAUCAACCCCCAUUUCCAGUCACUCCUGGGACAUUGAAGAUAGCUAUUAUGGUCUAUGUGCGAGUUUCUAAUCAAACAUAGGCCGUUAUGACAGGAUAUAGCAAC